Molecule: messenger RNA, 1207 nt
Organism: Mytilus trossulus (common blue mussel)
Lineage: Eukaryota; Metazoa; Mollusca; Bivalvia; Mytilida; Mytilidae
Product: 1-aminocyclopropane-1-carboxylate oxidase-like
Exons: 2
Coding region: 110-1096 (328 amino acids)
Molecular function (GO): 2-oxoglutarate-dependent dioxygenase activity
Source: RefSeq, a predicted model, not a curated record
AUAAGAAUAAUAAAUAAAUGUAAAUAAGUGAUAAAACAAGGUUAAAAUCAAGGUAACAGAUUACAUGUAUAUUUCACUACCCAUCUGUCAGAUUUAAUUCCAUUUAAAUAUGGCUGAACUACCAAUAAUAGAUCUUUCAAAGAUUAAAACUCACCGUAAUGAGCUGGCAAAGGAAAUCGUACAUGCCUUGGAGAAUGUUGGAUUUCUCUUUAUAGAAAACAUACCAGAUCUUGAUUUCGAUAUAUUAUACAAAUGCUGCAGGUGGUUUUUUGCUUUGCCAUGGGAAACUAGAAAGAGUCUGAUGAGAAAUUUUUGGAAUAAAGAGAGCAAAAAUCUGUAUCGUGGUUACUUUCCAGUUGUAGAAGGCGAACCAAGUCGUAAGGAAGGUUUUGAAUGUGCACGAGAUGUGCCUCCAGGUGACACCUCUGUUUCCCCUAAAAACUGGUUCUAUGAGAAAUCAGUAUGGCCUGAAGAAGAUGGAUCCUUUCCCUUCAAAAAACAUAUGCAGGAAUCAUACGAAAUUUUUCACAAUACUGCCAUGGAAAUCCUUAAAUUGUGUGCAAAAGGGCUAGGAAUAGACGAGGAUGCAUUUACUGGCCUUUUUGCAGACAAGCCAAUGUCAACUCUAAGACUAAUGCAUUAUCCUCCCUGGGACGGAAAACCACCAGAAAAUGCUAUCAUUGACGAUGGUAGAGUUGUAACAACUCCAGACCAUAUGGAUUCUAACUUUUUAACCCUUCUUAACAUAUUUGAAUUUGAAGGACUGGAAGUUAAGAACGCUGAUGAUCAAUGGGUAGCUGUUCAUCCAAGGCCUAAAACUCUUAUCAUGAAUAUUGGGGUCACAUUAUCAAGGAUGAUGGGUGGGCGUUUAAAAGCCACUAGACAUCGUGUGAUGGACAUUGGUGUGGACCGUUUCUCGUUGCCUUUCUUCUUGUCACCUUCGUAUAAUAGUGAUGUUGGAAUCAAUUUUAUGUCUCAGUAUGAGAAAGGUCAUGCUGAGCAUGUACCUGAACGAUAUGGACCAUGGGUUCUACAUCGAAUCAAACAUGAGAUUAAAUAUUUUGAGUACAGAGUUCUACCAGAAAUUGAAGAUUAAAAAACAAUUUGAUGUAAAAAAGUAAAAGCUUCAGAAUCACUCAUUGACACAUACAUUUUUACUUAAUUAUGAUUAAUUCUUAAGUUUGGCAAUAAAUGCAUGAAAUAGAGC